AUGAACAGAGGAAUGAGAUUUUUGUCUCCUGCAUCAUAUGUCGGUACAUCAAAUUGGCUGUUUCCAGAUAGUAUGGUGACGAAGUGGACUCCAGAGGAGAACAAAAGGUUUGAGAAUGCUCUUGCAUUAUUUGACAAAGAUACUCCAGAUAGAUGGUACAAUGUGGCAGCCAUGAUCCCAGGAAAGACUGUAAGUGAUGUGAUCAAACAUUAUAUGGAAUUGGUGGAAGAUGUUAGUGAUAUAGAAGCAGGGCUAAUACCAAUACCUGGUUACACCAAUAGUUCUUUCACAUUGGACUGGGUGAAUAGCCAAGGCUAUGAUGGGUUGAAACAAGGUGUAGCCUGCAGUCGGAACUCGUCCACUCGAUCUUCAGAACAUGAAAGGAAAAAAGGCGUGCCAUGGACCCAAGAAGAGCACAGGCAAUUUCUGUUGGGGCUGAAAAAGUAUGGAAAAGGCGACUGGAGAAAUAUAUCGCGCAAUUUUGUAACAACAAGGACUCCGACUCAGGUUGCUAGUCAUGCUCAGAAGUACUUUAUCAGACAGCUUUCCGGAGGGAAGGAUAAGAAAAGAUCUAGCAUACAUGAUAUCACAACCGUCAAUCUUACAGAAAUGAAAUCAGACAAAGAUAGACGCCAUUCACCAGAUAAAUCUACCUUGGUUACGUACUUUCAACAGAAAUCAGACUCUAAUCAGCCAAAUGAAGGAGUGACAACGGCAUUCAACCUACCAAAUAGCAGCCUGAUCACGACACAUCUUCGAGCCCACCCCACACGAGCGAUUUCACAGUGCAGCUAG
Fraxinus pennsylvanica is the source of this 795-nucleotide messenger RNA. The record is from the annotation of a GenBank genome assembly. NCBI's taxonomy places the organism in Eukaryota, Viridiplantae, Streptophyta, Magnoliopsida, Lamiales, Oleaceae.